UUUCAGAAUUGUUCGCGAAAAAUGGACAACUCGAAUAAUGUGAUGUCGAAAUUGCAGAAACUUCGACUUGAAUCGAAAUUUCCGAACGGCUCCACACUCGUCGAAAAUCAAUUGCUCUUGGAUGUCAAAUCGCUUUGCGCAGAACUACUCGAAGAACAGAAGUCGCUAAAGAAGAGACUUCAAAAAGUUGAAGAAAAUCAAAAAAUUGAGAACGCAAAGAUCAAGGAGGAGCUGGAAAAUCUGAAGAAUGGCGGAAACCGAGUUGCGGACAAUUCACUUUUUGAAAUUUUCGUGUUCGAUGAUUACAAGUACCACGCUGUCGAAGUACGAAAUUCUUAUUUGAUUCGUUAUGUAAGAGUGAAGGUGGCGAAUCUGCUCAACAACGAUUUGGUUGAAAGUUUUAAUCUGUAUUAUGGUGGUCAGAAGCUUCAGGACAAUCGCUCGAUUGGAUCUUACAAUAUUGAUCAGUCUCGAGAAAUUUAUCUAAAAAAAAAAAAAAAAUUAUCUACCCUGCUCUUGAACGUUACUAUGAUUAUUAAUUUGUUACCUGCCAAUUUGAUAUAAUUUGUUAAUCUUAUUUUUGUAAUAAAUUUUUUUUUUGAAUAUAAACUGGAUAUGGAUUU
This is a messenger RNA of Caenorhabditis elegans, 623 nucleotides long. RefSeq names its product Ubiquitin-like domain-containing protein (gene C16C8.5). Lineage: Eukaryota; Metazoa; Nematoda; Chromadorea; Rhabditida; Rhabditidae. The record is from RefSeq and is marked reviewed. Bases 22 to 564 code for a protein of 180 amino acids. The transcript is spliced from 3 exons.